This is a messenger RNA of Python bivittatus (Burmese python), 3088 nucleotides long. Lineage: Eukaryota; Metazoa; Chordata; Lepidosauria; Squamata; Pythonidae. The record is from RefSeq and is a predicted model, not a curated record.
GGGAGGGGGGGGGAAGGCGGCAGAGGCGGAGGCGAACUCUUCGGCAGAGUUCCCAGGCGCCUUCCAAGCUGACCGGACGAGUCACCUUGCGCGGGGGGCGACGCUGCCCUGAGGAAGCAGGAGAAUGCGAAAGCGAGCAAGGGUGGCGCGGGGGGCGCUGCGCCAGGCUCUCCUCCGCUUAAGUUCUCAGGUUCCGUAGACUUUGCGCGCGGACCCUCGGCCCUCGCUGCUCCUUCCUUCCUUCCUCCUUCCCUCCCGCCUUCGCUCGCUCUCGGGUAUAACUAGUCGUCUUCGGCGCUCGGCGGGACUGGGACGAGAGCAGGAGCCCUUGCGUGCGCCUCAGCGGGUGUCGUGGAAGGAGAGGGCAGCCCUUUCUCCUCGCGCGGGGAGGUAGCGGCGGGAGAAGGGAAAGCCGCCAGCCGGUGACAGGAACGCUCGCCUUCGCCGCAACUUUGCGCUGGGAACGCGGCGAGCCCCCGAUCAGGUACCUGAAGAACUGGUCAGGCUUUGUCUGCAAAGGCUCUCCAUCUACAGACCUGGAGAAACAGAGGACUCCUCCCGCUCGUGAUGAGCUUCUACUUGCCUAGGAAGACUGGAGAUUUGGGGAGGAUGCUCUUAUGUAGCAAGAACAGCUAAAUAUAACACUUUUUCUGUUGCUUCAACCUAUUCAUUUCUCCUUCCCAAUUUCUCCCCACAACUGGGAUUCAGUCAUUAAGCACUGAAUUAUCAUCCAUUUAAUGCCCAGUAGCAUUUAUCACCAUUAACGGACUUUUUUCUUUUUAAUGUACUGUGGGAGUUCUGAAAAUAUUUUUCUUUGUUGGGCUUUUUUCUCCCACCAUUCCUUUGGGCUUUCUCAUGAGUAGUUAUCUCACACACGGAGCAUCCUGAUGGCUUCAUAAAUUGGGAGCAGCUGCCCUUGUUCAUGAUGGGGCGAGAACAGGAACUGAUCCAGGCCGUGAAAAAUGAGGAUGUACCUGGUGUACAGAAAUUGGUAGCAAAGAUCAAGGCGUCUAAAAGUAAACUCCUGGGAUCAACUAAACGGCUGAAUGUGAACUACCAGGAUGUAGAUGGGUUUUCAGCAUUGCACCAUGCAGCCUUGGUUGGAAGCCUGGAGCUUAUCUCCCUGCUGCUGGAGGCACAGGCCAUCGUGGAUAUUAAGGAUACAAAUGGAAUGCGCCCAUUACACUAUGCUGCCUGGCAAGGGAAGGUGGAGCCAGUGCGUCUACUGCUACGGGCAUCUGCUUCAGUUAACAUGGCAUCCUUGGAUGGACAGGUGCCACUGCACCUGUCCGCCCAGUAUGGCCACUAUGAAGUGUCAGAGAUGCUGCUUCAGCACCAAUCCAACCCGUGUCUUAUAAAUAAGGCUAAGAAAACCCCCUUGGACUUGGCUUGUGAGUUUGGGAGGCUGAAGGUAGCCCAGUUGCUUCUAAACAGCCAUAUGUGUGUGGCUCUACUUGAGGGACAAUUCAAGGACACAAGUGACCCCAACUACACUACUCCUCUACACUUGGCAGCCAAGAAUGGGCACAAGGAGAUUAUCAGGCAGCUCCUGAAAGCUGGAAUUGAGAUCAACAGGCAGACAAAAACAGGCACUGCCUUGCAUGAAGCUGCAUUGUAUGGCAAGACAGAAGUGGUGCGCUUACUGCUGCAGGGGGGCAUUGAUGUCAACAUUCGCAACACCUACAACCAGACAGCCUUGGACAUUGUGAACCAGUUCACCACUUCACAUGCCAGCAAGGACAUCAAGCAGCUCCUACGAGAGGCAUCAGGAAUCCUGAAAGUCCGUGCUUUGAAGGAUUUUUGGAAUCUCCAUGAUCCAACAGCUCUUAACAUCCGUGCUGGAGAUGUCAUCACGGUCCUGGAGCAGCAUGCAGAUGGGCGGUGGAAGGGCCACAUCCAUGAUGCUCAGAAAGGCACCGACCGAGUCGGCUACUUUCCUCCAUCCAUCGUAGAAGUAAUCAGCAAGCGGACAGGCCUGACACUUUCCCGCAUGGUGCCCAUACAUCAGUGCCAGAGCCAUGCAAAGGGACUGCAGGUUACCACAGCCACCUCUCUUGGUGGGCUACAACUACAUACCGACGCCUCUCCGCCACAGACACCCCUCAGCCUCCCUACAGGUUGGGGCCACCUCACCCUGACCAGGACAGCUCCAGCACCUGAGAGCCCAGCAGGUGAUAGAAACAGCGUGGGCAGCGAAGGCAGUAUUGGCAGUAUCCGAAGUGCUGGCAGCGGUCAAAGUACUGAGGGUACCAAUGGACAAUUCAUGGGAAUCCUCAUUGAGAAUGUAAAGCCACUUUUGCCUGGUGGGGAGGAUCUGCAGCAACAUGUUCUGAGUUCAAAUUCUCACAAUGGCCAAACCAGCUCCUUGGGGACCCCAAUGCACCAGAAUUUCUCCAAUGAUAGGAUCUUCUCCCACCAGUAUCUACGCCCAGAGCAGCUCCUGGAAGGGAAGGAUGCUGCAGCCAUUUACAAUUGGCUAAGUGAAUUCCAGCUGGAGUGCUAUACAGCCAACUUCCUGAAUGCAGGUUAUGAUGUGCCAACAAUCAGCCGCAUGACUCCAGAGGAUCUCACAGCAAUUGGUGUAACCAAGCCAGGCCACAGGAAGAAAAUUUCGACAGAGAUUGGACAGCUCAGCAUUGCUGAAUGGCUCCCAAAUUAUAUUCCUGAUGACUUGAUGGAUUGGCUGAGUGCUAUUGGUCUACCCCAGUACCACAAGAAGCUGGUGAGCAACGGUUAUGACUCCAUCAACAUUGUGACUGAUCUGACCUGGGAGGAUUUGCAAGAGAUUGGCAUCAACAAACUUGGUGAGAAGAAAUGAAAAGACAGAGGCAGAACCACUGGGGCUUUGGGAACGUCUGGUUGUUGUAAUGUCGCACUGUACUAACAAGACUGUUCCUGUAAGGGUGGGGAAACUGGAUCCAUAAUGUAAUAUUCACUGCACCACAACUUGGUUAUGUUACCGUGAUGCAUCUCUGAGAAUUUCUUUAACUGACCUGGAAUGGAGAAUCCAGCCAGCCUGUAUUGUUGGCUGUCCGUUAGAAGAGCAUUAUUAUGGCUGUGGUGCUUUCAUGCAAAGGAUAAGAACCUG